Molecule: messenger RNA, 391 nt
Organism: Hydractinia symbiolongicarpus
Lineage: Eukaryota; Metazoa; Cnidaria; Hydrozoa; Anthoathecata; Hydractiniidae
Product: dynein axonemal heavy chain 10-like
Exons: 3
Coding region: 62-391 (109 amino acids)
Source: RefSeq, a predicted model, not a curated record
UUAGAGAACCUCCUUUGGCUAUUAAGAGAAAAAAGCUCAAGAUGCAAAAGAGUCCUUGCAAAUGUGGAAGGAAACAUAUUUUGAAGUAAGAGCUAAAAUUGAAGCAUCUGGUAGAGAUGCCAGAUGGGAAUUUGACCGAAAGCGUUUGUUUGAGAGGACUGACUAUAUGGCAAAAAUAUGUGAAAACAUUAUUGAAAUUGCACAGGUUAUAGAGGAAUUUCACAACAUUUUUGGCCCUGAAUUGAAAUCAGUUACUGGUGAUCCCAAACGUAUUGAUGAAGUGCUAACAAGGGUUCAAGCACUUGUUGUUCCCUUUGAAAAUGUUUUAGAGGAAUUUCACAACAUUUUUGUCCCUGAAUUGAAAUCAGUUACUGGUGAUACCAAACGUUAA